UUAUGUACCAAUUAUAUCACUUUUUGUUACUUAAGCCUACACUGGUAUGCCAGCAAGAUUGGCGCCAGCUACUGUAUCUGAUCGAAAUUUGAUUGAACAACAAUUAUCGACGUAGGUACAUUAUGAAUACGCUACGAAAAUAUGUCUAUAACCUCCGAAAAUACACAAUUGCGAUACCAAAUUAGUACUUACUCGCGAAUUCUCACAAACAAGGUUAUCACUUGCAAAUCGCUCAGCAACCAAUGGCAUUUGUGCGCAGGAAAUCUCAGUUCAAACAUGGCUCUAUCGUCUUUAGAACCAAGAGCGACCCAGACGCCAUGGAUCUGCUUAUACAGCGCUGUGUGUCUUGGUCGAUUCUCGACUUCGGUGAAAGAUAAACAAAUUUGUUGUUUUGUGGGUGUUUCUGGAAUGACAUGUCGAACGACUGUCGCCGAAUUUGUUGUGACGGAAGCAUUUCAUCAUCGCAGUUCAGCAUCCAAACAACCUGUUCAAAAGAUUGACUAACAGAAUGCUUCUGAAAAGCUACCUAUGGCUGCUGCUAUGCUACGCCCAGAACGCUAGCAGCAACCUGGUCGAGGAAUGCGAAGCGGUGUCUCGGCAUCUGCUGGCGCCCCCGGACCGCCCCGGGGAGACCCUGCCGGUCGAGCUGGGCGUCGAAGAGACCUCGGGCUGCUACUGCCGCGCCACCACCAAGGUCGAGCUCAUCGUGUGCUUCGGGAACUACGAGUGCAAGAGUUUUCCUCAGAUCAAAUUAAAGAGUGAAAUACUGAGGGUGAGAAUGACAGUAAUAGUCAAAAUCUCAGAAGGACAGCUGGAUACUCUUUAUCAUCUGAAAGUUUUGGAGAUUGAAGCAAACCACAAGCUACAGCACUUAGAAGCUGGACUAUUCAAGAACUUGACGAAUUUGCGUCAUCUAUCCAUAUCAUACAACACUCGCCUGCACACCGUUGGACCCAAAACAUUCGAUGGUUUAAUUAAUCUUCAGAACUUAACACUAGUCAAUAAUGGAUUUACUAAUAUAUUAGAUUUAACAAUUGCAUUUAAGCCUAGCAUUCUCCCUUUACUUAAAUGGUUAGAUCUCUCAGAAAAUACUUUUGAAACCAUCCCAGAGAAAGCAUUUGAGCCCAUGGAAGGUACUAAGUUGAAAAAACUUGACAUCAACUUAUGUAGAUUAGAUUUUGUACACCAAAACAGUUUUCUCCCAUUGAAGCACAUGAAAGAACUAAACAUUGGGGAAAAUGAUCUGAACGCCUCUUUAAUUGAACAGUUUUUGUUGAGAAUGGUCGAUGAGGGUAUUAAUCUGACUAGCAUAGAUCUAUCAAGUAUGGGGUUCCGAAGACAACCGCCAAGAGCACUACUUGAUAUUAUUGCUCAAACAUCGAUUAAACGUCUAGAAUUAUCACAUAAUCAAUUUGAAGUAAUUUAUGAUGACACUUUUCCAAAAAUGGUUAGCUUAGAAAUACUUGACUUGAGAAAAGUACUAGCACUAUCCAUAGCAGCAAAUGCCUUCGACCCAUAUAAGUUUCCAAAUCUUAAAGUUUUAUUAUUAGGAGGGAAUAAUCUUCCGGGGGUACACAAAAAACAUCUAUCAGACCAACUACUACUCUUGGACAUGUCCAAUAAUAAAGGCAUGGCUCCGAAUCCAAUGUACUUUGAAAUAGAUAAAGAUACAUUUUUACAAUGUAAAAAGUUAAAAAUAUUGGAUUUGUCAUUUAAUAAAAUUAAAUCUUUGUAUAACUAUACUUUUACUGGUCUAAAUAAUUUGCAAAUAUUAAGUAUUGAAAAUGGUACGUUAUAUUACAUAGGUCCAGGAACGUUCAAGCCACUGUAUAAUUUAGAAGUAUUAAAUCUAGCCAACAACCCUUUAAACGUAAAUCAAAACCUAACUGGCACUCAAUUUCAGGGAUUAAAUAAAUUGAAAAUUUUAACUCUGUCAAAUUGUGGCAUUAGAUAUUUUUAUGAGGACGAUAAUAUAUUUGAGAUGAUGCCAAAUUUAACACAAUUAAUACUAAACAACAACCAACUAAGUUAUUUAUCAGCUGAAAUAUUAAAACCACUGAAAUUUUUGGAACUUCUGGACUUGAGUGAGAAUUUGUUAGUGUCUUGGUGGAGACCGUUAUUUCUGGCAUCUGGAAUCAAACCCUGGCGAUCGUAUUUUACAAACAAUAAAAUAUCUCACUUUUCAAUUAGUAUGAUUGAAGAUAUCAAUUUUUUAUUGGAAAAUAGAGGAAACUCUACAAUUACUAUAAAUUUUAUGGACAACGUAUUCUCAUGUGAUUGUGGUGCCAUGUACAAAACAUAUUUAUGGAUGCAAGUGAAUGGAACAAAGAACCUGAAACGUUACUUCGAUCAUUCUAAAUUCCACUGUAGUGGUCCAGAUCUCUGGGAGGGACGACUUGUCUCAGAGUACUUAUCUACGAUAAAAAAUUUAAGAUGCUUAGUUUACAAGAAGAUUUCUAAUGUUAUGCUAUUAAUGUGGACUGCUCCGUCAUUAGUCACUUUAAUUAUCGUAGUGAUGCUAGUAAUAAUUAUUAUUAAAUACAGGAUUUACAUAACAUACUGGUUGUUUCUUGCAAAAUUAGCUUUAGGAAGAAAAUUAAUCAAAAAAUCUUUAAAAACGGAAAACGUGGUACCUAAGGGAUACAAAUUCGACGCAUUUGUUUCUUAUUGCAAUGAAGACAGAGAAUUUGUUACUGAAAUGCUAUCACAGCUGGAGACAACGCCGUAUAAUUUAAAGUUAUGCGUCUAUGAAAGAGAUUUUGAGAUAGGAUCCUUUAUUUCCGAAUCGGUAUUGACAUGCAUUAAUGAAAGUAAAUACAUAAUUUUAAUUAUUAGCAACAACUUUGCAAAAUCGCAAUGGUGCAGAUGGGAGACCCAGUUGGCAGAAUAUCACAGGCUGUUUCUAGAAGAUGGUUCGAUAUACGAUCCACUAGUAUUAGUGAAAAUUGGUGAUAUAGAAAACAAAUACCUAACGACGACGUUAAAAUAUUUAUUGAAAACUAAGAUUUAUCACGCAUGGAAUGAAAAUAAUCCAGAAGAGUUUUGGAAAAAACUCAGAUGUGUUUUAGUUAAGAGAUAGAAAAAACUUUGACUGUUAAUAAUAAAUGUUUUUUUUAUCGAAAUAUUGGUUUUUAUUUUAAUAUUCGUGUAACAUGUGUUAGUUUAAACUUAAUUGAU
Chilo suppressalis (striped riceborer) is the source of this 3177-nucleotide messenger RNA. NCBI's taxonomy places the organism in Eukaryota, Metazoa, Arthropoda, Insecta, Lepidoptera, Crambidae. The record is from the annotation of a GenBank genome assembly.